AAGUAACGCUAAAAUGUCAUCGCCGCAAGGCCAAGGAACUUCCCCCAUUUCAGUUCCACCUCGUGAGCGGACCUUAUCAGUCGACUCUGAGAACCUGUCGGUGUCAUCGUCGUCAGUCGGAUCUCAACCACAACGCAAAUUUUCGCUGACUGGUCUUCUCGGUCGACGCACAUCAGUAUCUGAGGCAUAUAAACGCUAUUCAGGCUUUACGACCAAUGGAGAUGGUUUCCAACGAGAGGACUACAGAAAGCCAGUUGAUAUCAAAAAGCAUUUUGGUAUCGAUGAACAUGGGAAUACGGUUGAGAAGCACAACCAAGAUCCAGGUCAGCAUCAGAUGUCGUUAAUGUUGUAAGCGUGCGUGUUGGUUAGAGCAUUCAUAACGAGUGUUCGUGCCCAUCGCUCAACUUUGUCAUAUUGUAUGUAGAAGUGUAUAUACGUUCAUAUUUUCAGUUCAGCUCUCAUGGAUUACAUAAGCAAUUCAUUAUCAACAUAAUUUUAUAUGUUUAUUGUUGAAAGAUAUGUAACGAGACCAUUUGGAUUGUAUAUCAAUCACAAAAAAUAAAACUGUAUUUUGAAUGUACUUUUGAUUAUGCACCGUUCGCCAAUGUUUGUACAUGUACAUAUUUGUCAGUCACCGAUUCAGUAUGGCACUUUAUUAGUUGCUGUUAUCAGUUAUCAGUUGAAUUGAAAUCGCUUGUUGUUUAUUGAUGGUUUUUGAUGGAGUGCAAAUAAACGUUCAU
Molecule: messenger RNA, 740 nt
Organism: Anisakis simplex (herring worm)
Lineage: Eukaryota; Metazoa; Nematoda; Chromadorea; Rhabditida; Anisakidae
Source: the annotation of a GenBank genome assembly